CAACCCAUUCUGUCGAUACCGUCGCAGCAGUCAUAGAGUCCACACUGCACUGACCUGGAAAUGAGUCGUCAAGUCCUCCGGCCCGUAUGGCUGCUGGCCACUUGUGUGUUGUCGGUCCAGUGCUCGCUGCUUCCGUACGGUGAUACCGAGGGUCACAUUGCCACCCCCGGGCUGGACGAUGGUUCUGGCCCCUCCCUCAGUCUACAGCCGCCUUUCCGAUUUUAUGGAACAAACUACAGCACUGCUUUUGUAAACAAUGAUGGUUCUGUGACAUUCAUUAAGGCUGGAACAUUUCAAGACACAACCUCUGAUCCCGGAAAUACUCCAGCAGUGUGUGGCCUGUGCACUGACAUUGAUGUAACCGUAAGUGGAACCGUCUGGUACGUCCUCAGUACGGCUUCAGCAUUACGUCAAACUGUCGCCGAAGACGUCAGGCGAUACCAGGAGUUCCCGGCAGACUAUACGCCGUCCUGGGUACUGUUGGCGACGUGGGCCGAUGUUGCUACAUUUAAGUCAGAAGACAACAAGGUCGACACAUUCCAGAUCACCAUGGCAACUGAUGGCACGGCGUCAGUCGUGAUACUGUUCUAUGAAAGGAUAGAAUGGGUGUAUGAUAAUUCUGACUUUCUGGCUCUAUAUCAAGGCACAGAACCCUCCGUUCGUACACAGAGCGGCUUCUUAGCUGGUGACGGGAUGAAGUCGUACCUGCUGCCGGGAUCCAAGUCUGAUGAACUCAUCAACAUUACUAAACUGUCUAACGUUGGCGUUGCUGGCAAAUUCAUCUUCCGAGUUGACUCCGACAUCCUUCCCGUGCACCUCCCUGACACAACAAGUCAGUAUCUUUUACACUAA
Haliotis rufescens (red abalone) is the source of this 852-nucleotide messenger RNA. Its product is annotated as sushi, nidogen and EGF-like domain-containing protein 1. Gene Ontology annotation, biological process: cell-matrix adhesion. The record is from RefSeq and is a predicted model, not a curated record. The transcript has 5 exons. The coding region runs from base 61 to 852 and encodes 263 amino acids. Lineage: Eukaryota; Metazoa; Mollusca; Gastropoda; Lepetellida; Haliotidae.